AUGUUAGCCACGAAACGCCUACACCCCUUGUCAUAUAUCUGCACCAGCUGCAUCCAACGCGUAGUAGCUCGAUCAGCGCGUACAGCCCAUAGCAAUGGUUCUUUUCGUUCAACACGAAGCUACACCAGCUUUACCACCGAACCGUCACGUUCAUUGAUAGGUGCAUUGAAGGCUGCAUCUAUCCUCUCAACCACCCCUCGCAAUGCUUAUAGCACCAUUUCAUGCACGCGAAAGGGCUUACGCAUAGCAAUCAUUGGUUCCGGCCCAGCUGGCUUCUACACAGCGCAUCGCCUCCUUCACAAAGUCCAAGAUGCCGUCAUCGACAUGUACGAGCAGCUACCCGUGCCUUACGGUCUUGUACGAUUUGGUGUAGCACCCGACCAUCCAGAAGUCAAGAAUUGCCAGGACACUUUCGAAGAGGUGGCACAAUCCUCGCGCUUCAAUUACAUUGGCAACGUGCGCAUAGGCCACGACAUCGAGUUGACGAAGCUCAAGCCACACUACGAUGCUAUGCUGUUCUCGUACGGCGCGGACGAAGACAGAAGGCUGGGAAUACCAGGGGAAGAUCUUGAGGGUGUGUUCUCAGCGAGAGCAUUCGUAGGGUGGUACAACGGGCUGCCGCAGUUCCAAAACUUGAAGCCAGAUCUUCAGAGUGGCGAUCAUGCUGUGGUUGUUGGGCAAGGCAACGUGGCGCUUGACGUGGCGCGCAUCCUUCUCGCGCCACUCGAUCACCUCAGAAAGACAGAUAUCACGGAGCAAGCCAUUCAGACUUUGUCAGAGAGCAGGAUUAAGCACGUCAGGGUGGUGGGUAGACGCGGGCCACUGCAGGUCGCCUUUACUGUCAAGGAAGCUCGCGAGCUGAUGAAAAUACCGUCUAUCGCUUUCCACGAUAUUGACCGAUCUUUCUACCCCCCAGAAAUCAAAAAGCUACCCAGAGUACAAAAGCGCACUGCUGAAGUCUUGCUGAAAGGUAGUAUAGCUACGUCGGGAGAGGUCGACCGGUCAUGGACACUUGAUUUCCUGCUAGCGCCCACCUCGAUGAACGCCGAACAAGGGUCGAACCACCUCUCGUCCAUGACGUUCAGAAUGCAAGAAUUCGUCCCAGACGCUGAUCCACUCGAUCCGUCUGCACGUGUCCAGCCUACACGAGACGAUGUUACCGUUCCUGCAUCACUAGCUUUUCGCUCUGUGGGCUAUAAAUCAACCGCUCUGCCUGGCCUAUCUGAGCUUGGCGUGCCAUUCGACUCGAGACUGGGAAUUAUACCAAACGAUGUUCACGGACGAGUUGUAUCGCCUGACUCCGGUCCAGGUAAUUUGACAGCUGGUCACAUUGCCGGUCUCUACUGUGCAGGGUGGGUGAAGCGUGGUCCGACUGGUGUCAUUGCCAGUACGAUGCAAGAUGCUUUUACAUCUGCGGACGUUAUUGCGCAUGACUGGGAGGACGAUGUGCCGUUCUUAAACAACGCGAGCGGAGAAGAGAAGACAACACGCCUAGGUUGGGAUGGUGUCAGAGAAGAAGUGGAACGUAGAGGUGUGCGACCACUUAGUUGGGCUGACUGGAAGAGAAUAGACGCAAUCGAAAGAGCUCGUGGCAAAGAGAAGGGUAAAGAGAGAGAGAAGUUUGUGAGUGUAUCGGCGAUGCUCCAGGCGCUCGAUGCAUAA
This is a messenger RNA of Ascochyta rabiei, 1662 nucleotides long. Its product is annotated as Adrenodoxin-NADP(+) reductase. Gene Ontology annotation, biological process: ubiquinone biosynthetic process. The coding region runs from base 1 to 1662 and encodes 553 amino acids. Gene Ontology annotation, cellular component: mitochondrion. NCBI's taxonomy places the organism in Eukaryota, Fungi, Ascomycota, Dothideomycetes, Pleosporales, Didymellaceae. The record is from RefSeq and is a predicted model, not a curated record. The transcript is spliced from 2 exons.